UAUAUAUAUAUAUAUAUAUAUAUAUAAAACAACUAGAUGGAGGGAGGAAAAAAGAGCUUUGCUCAAGUGUUUAACGUCGUUUAUUAACAUAUUGAAUAGCAAUAAUGCGUAAUGUAACCUUGAAAUUUUGUUUGAUGACAUUAGUUAGGACCUUAAGGAUAAUAAUAAAAGCCUUGGAUACCUAUGAACUCGUGACACCAUCAUAAAAUGUGAACUGCAGGAUAGGCUACGAUCCUACUGCUUAUCCUGAACGCAUUGUGACGAGGCUGUCAUGUGAGCUUCGCGGUGUAACAGUCUAUAACAUUAGCGCUCGCUAACAAAUAAAACAAACUAAAUAAAAAUGAUACAUUUUCGACUAAAGCAAAGCUACAUUAGAACAUUAAUUUUAAACAAACUUCAUUUAAAGUAUCAACAUGAGAAGAUGACAAAAAGGAUCUAUUUAUUAUCAUCUAUCAAACACUAACCGAAAGCCUUUAUAGUGCCAGCGAUACGAAAAUGUGUCUGUCGCACACUCCGUAUCUCCGUCGACGGGAGAGUAUCUGACGAGUGAUCCAGUGUUUUCUGCUGUACCUUUAAUUCAAUAUGUAGCAUUUGUUCAAUACACGGACGCGCGCAAUUCGAUUCGCUAAAAUCUGUUAUGAACAUUUAUUUGUCAUUUACUAUCGUAGCCUGGCGUCGCCGUAGAUCUGCAUUUAAGCCUGCCAUUGCUAUCUAUGGCUGCCAUAGGUGCUUACUAAGCAAAUGGCUGGAACACCGAGUAACGCCAGACCGCCUGUUAAUGUAAUGCCUGUGACAGUUAACUGAGCAAUAAGCAUUAGCCCUUCAGUGGCCCAGGAUAGGCGAACAAGCUAUGUAUGGACCUAUUAUAUAGCUCGAUUGCGAUAUACGUUCAAAGGUAUCGCAUCAUAAAAACACUAGAAAUUGACUUUCACUUCAGCUAGUCAUUGUUUCAUCAAUGCAAGUAUCAAAAAUUGAGCAGACGAGCUCGAGUGCCUUGUGUAGCGUGGGUAAUCAAUGAAUCUAUAGUGUCUAUUGUUCGUGACACACAGUUGUUAUUAGGCGAAAACUAGGGAGGAGUAUUUACAUUUGUCCUGCUAAGUUUGAAUAGUUGAUAGCAAACGUAAUAGGUUGCCGUAUACUGCCGUGUAAACCAGCUUUGUACGGUUUGUUUAGGUUUCCAUUCGAGUAGAACAAGUAUUACAUACACGCUUCACUACUAGGUUACACAGCUUUUCAAGUUGUGCCAGUUCAGGCACACAAAAUGGAAGGCAAUAUUUAGGUGAUAAUGGAUUUUUGCCCUUUAGGCCAAAUACGUUUGCUCACUUAAAAAUCUAAUGCAACCUAACAAUUUGCAUCGCGGUAUAGCUAGUCCACACAUACUGCGCUACGUGUGCGAUGAAAAACAAAAAAGAUGACUUGUUUUCGCAUUUUUACGUAAAGUUUUUUCUUUUAUGCAUAAAUCAUUACCCUUAUCAUUUCACUGCCAAAUUAGCGGGAACGAAUUAGUGAUUUCUUUCGUGCGCCUGUGGCCAAUUGGCCUGUUGCUUUUUUCCUCGCGUUGACGCUGCGUUUAGGCUUCGAGUACACAAGUAAUGUUGAUCACUCUAAUACGCCAUUUUCCUUCUGCUUUCCCACUGCUUGCUAAAUUCUGUAGCUUAUUCGGGAGUGUUUUCUCUUGUCUUUAUGAAUCCGCUGCACUUUUAUUGAAUAGUAGUCGGUAUUCGGGUGAAAAAAGUGCUUCUAUUUUGAUAUGUGCCUUAUUUCGUCUUUUGCCGUAGAUGAACAGCUGCCAAAGAAAACAGCCCGCGAUAUUUGAGCCGUACGUAGCAAGUACUCUAAGAGAAGAGCUCGAAAAGAUUCUAAGAUGGGUUCCUGAACCUGGAGGGUGUACCCUCGUCCUGACUGGCCAUCCGAGGCCGAUGGAGACCUUGGAUGACGUAAAAACUCGUUAAUUGACUGAGAAAGUCAAAUGCCAACAAUCGACCAUCCAAUGAAAUACUAUCAAAAAUUAGUUCAAGUUUGCUAUAGACUGGAUGAAGCGUACGAGGAAACAUGGUUUUUCAAUGACUUGCAACAUUUCUUUCGGCGCCGAACAACACGUAGCCACAACGUCAGAUUUCUGUACAGAGUCAUUGCGGGUGACGAGACCUCUGGUUUCCACAUCAAUAUGAAUAAGAUGAGCAAAUAGCUAACUCCGGAAGAUACGCUUAAGCCCAGAAUUUAGACAAAUAUUUAUUCCAAAAAGACCAGCAUUUACGUUUCGUUGGACUGGCAAGUUUUCGUACGCUGAGAAAUGCUUGAAAAAUCAAGGUCAGUCAGGAUCUGUUUUCGUAUAUGACUAAGUUGCGUCUUUCGAACAAGACCCCGUAAGCAAUUACCUUUUCCGAUCACCGGCAAAUGGAAUGUUUAACAAUGCAUUUAACAACGAAGAAAGUCCCAAGAACUGGUUCUUUAAUAUCAGGUUUUAAGAUUUCAGGUGAGAAGGAGUCAAUAAAUGUCAAAAUUGCAGGAAAUAAUACCAAAUACAGGAAUAAGUUGAAGCUGCGUACCUUUAACACCCGCGGCGGCGUGCUUCGUCGAUCGAUCGAGACAGCUUUUCCGCUUGGCCUGUCGCACGAGCGGUUGCUGUCUUAGCUGCAGCUGGACGAGGCCGCAGUUGGGUCAAUUUGUGGCUAUCUCAGCCCCGCUGGGGCCCCCGUACGACUGCCGCCGCUACCGCUGGCGUAAUCGCCAGCGCUAGCUGCUCGAGAAAGUGCGGCAGUGAAGUGCGGGGGGCCUCUGCAGUGUGUGGGCGGCCGUAACUUAAGCUGGCAAUUUACGUCCUGGCAGCUGGCGGAAGGCCCGUUGGCCAAUAAUAAAACACCUGUAACGCUGUGCUGCUGCCCGAACUGGCAAUACUUCGCGUAUCCGAGUGAUUUAAAUUAAGAUAAUACUGCGACCGGUCGGCAGGCAGACAGAAGGAAUGAGUCUCUUCACGCUGCUCGAGGCGGCUCGCUACCUCGAAUACAAAAGCGAGGCCAGCGCAAGAGGUGAGGAACCUCAUGACUAUACGACGUUUACACAGCUGUCAGCAGGUGGCACCACUGUCGCGGCGACACCUGCUAAUAACCACGGUAAUAAAAGCAGCACUAACGGUAGCCAUGGAAGCAAUCAGAACAGCAUUAGCAACAAGGAGCUGAGCAGCGGUGCUAGCAACGUGCCAAAUGGCAUCAAUUCAAGUGCUACGACAGCGAACAGUCACACCGCUACCUCUGCCGGUGAUAUUAGUGGUGGAGGCAGUAACAGUUUUAAUAGUGCUAGCAACUGUAACGGUGCGGGCAGUAGCAACAAUCACGUGACUUUGGGAGGAGCCACCCAACACCACCAUCAGCAGCCGCAGCAGCAUCACGCGCCGCAGCACACGAACAGCAACAGCAGCAGUAGCAGCAAUUCACCGCCUUUGCCACUGUCGCUAGGCGCAGCAUUAGCUAGUACUGCUGGUACUGGGCCUGGUUCCCUUGCUUUAUCUUCGACGGGCGUCACGACAUCUACAGGCUACCGCCAGCGUAGCGGCAGUGCCGCGUCACGUCAGCGUACAGAUUCGCUAUCGUCCCAUGACGAUAGCAGCCGCGAUCCGCACAAUAAACAGUCGCGCCGAAGUGGAGGGGCUGGUACACGUGAAGUGCAUAAUAAACUGGAAAAGAAUAGGCGUGCCCAUCUCAAAGAGUGCUUCGAGAGUCUUAAGAAACAGCUACCGAACAUUCAAGACGAUCGGAAAACGAGCAACCUUACCAUUCUACGAUCUGCCCUCAGGUACAUUCAAAACCUAAAAAAGAAGGAAAGGGAUUUCGAGCAGCAGAUGGAGCACUUGGCACGUGAGAAGAUCUCCGCUCAGCAACGGUUAGCCACAUUGCGCAGGGAUGGCAGUUGCGUGCUUCCUCUGUAUGAUAACACAAACCAUAGUCAGUCACUUACUUAUCAUCUGCAUCAUUGUACAACGUCAUCAGCAUUAUCGACAACAGCAACAAGCUCAUCAUCGGCUUUAUCGGCCACUACGACGACGGCCACAGGGGCAACGACGAUAGUCACACCUGCCCACGGCAAUAGUCGUCAUCCUUCAGCAGCAGCAGCAGCAGCAGUAACUAGCGUUGUCGCAUCUAAUGCAACUCAUUUAACGACAAGCUUAGGGAACAGCGACGUUCAACGACGUACGUUAUUGGUAACGACGGGGUCGAAUGAACGCGCAAAUGAGAAGCUUACGGCCAACGAGCUUAAGCGGCGCGGAAGCGUUUCACCUGACAAUGAGACAACUACCACGGCAUCAGAAUGUGGCAACCUAAGUGACUAUGAAGGUGAUGAAUUCGAGUUAACAUCACAGGCGGGAGGCCAGCAGCAGCAGCAGCAGCAGCAGCAGCAGCAGCAGCAGCAGCAGCAGCAACAAGCUCCUCAAACCGCUAAUAAUAACAAUAAUAGUAACAACCAGCAUCCCCGUCAUCACACAGUAUCAACAGCAAUAAAUAGUAUGGUGAAAAGAGAACGAGACCAUCAUCAUCAUCACCAUCACCACCAUCAUCAUACUCACCAGUCACAUCACAAUCAUCAUCAUCACCAUCAUCGCCUGGGAGGUACAAAAACGACAACAACAACAACAACAACAACAAUAACAGCGCCCGCAGAAGCAGUGCCAACUGUAGCAGCAUCUACUGCUCCCACAAAAGCCACUGCAACUGCAACAAUGCCCGCAGGGGCAAAUAGUGGCUUUGCGUCUAUCUGCGCUGAAACUGAUCUACCAACGACGGUGAGAAUGUCGUUGCCCUCUACAACAACGACAACAACAACAACAGUGGGCAGCGUUACGAUAAGUCCAAUACAAGAUAGCACGGGCAACAAUAAUAACAACAAGAAACAGGACGACAGAAGCAACGGCACCCAUACGAGCGAUGUUACUGUCUUCAACAACAUCAACAACAACAUCCCUAUUAAAGGCAGACUAAGCCACACUUCUACGAAAGAGAUCAAGUCUGCUGAGGAUUGCGUUACGGUAGACACCAAAGAGGAGUGCAAACCAAUUACGAUAUCGGUAACUUCAGGAAGUGGGGCUUCAGUGAUUGCAACAGGGCCAGCUGUUAAUCCCAUUUAUCAACAGGCGACUGCUGGGCUACAUAAAAUUGCUCGGCAUGAAAUCAAAGAAGAGCCUGUUGACAGGAAGGUCUCAAUUGUUGGGACCAACGGUGGGUCUCAGCUAAGCAAUAGCCUUGGGGCUGCAGGCGCGAAUCAAGCCAUUGCUUUUGUGACGACCUCGACAGGAGCAACCACGAAGACACUGGCAGGUAAUUUGGAGGCGCCAGCCGAUAGUGGCCAGCACCUUGAGCUGUCUCCGACAACGGCGACAAUGGCCAUGGAGCCACCACGGGCCAUCUUCACACCCGGCAACCAGAAAACCGUUUUGCCAACGUAUCUGCCGAACACGGGCAAUCUGGCUACACUUCUUCAUGCUGCAAACACUGUGUCCUACAUAAAAGCGUCCACCGUCAACAGCAAUGCUGGCGCAGCCGGUAGUCCACAUGGCGAGCUAACCGUGACGGUGUCGUCUGCUCCCAUGGCGUCGGUAUCUGCAGGAGGGUCCAUGGUGGCUUCCGUAGUUCCGCCCACGAUGGUGCCCUCAAUAGGCUCAUCAAUGGUGCCUUCGAUGGGUCAAAUUCCACUAAUGUGCAAGCCCGGAAGUGUGGUGCGACUCGCAGCCAGUGGACAUCUCGUUCAGCCACUGACACUCGUACAGCAAAUCCCGACAGCGACGACCGCCAACGGCGUGAAUGGAGGAGGGGGAGGUCUGAACGGAGUGGCAGGUAAGGCUGGCACAGCAGGAUCGUCUCAAGCCGCUGCUACGAUAGCUCAGGCCGGUGGCCACCCCCAUAGUACUCAACCAGCGGCGGCCGCUCAGCUCUUCCUAGCGCAAACUGGACCAGCUUCAGGAGGCGCAUAUAAAACCAGCGGAGCAGGCGUCGCUACCCCUGGUAAUGGUCAACCAGUUACAUCCAUGGCAACGGUGAUCACGCAGGCUGCACCACCUCAACCAGCCCAUCACCAUGGUACGCAGAUUGUUGCAGGUGUUGCGCCGCUCGGUAAAGUCCAACUUGGCGGUGCAACAGCAACACUUUCUAUCAAGCCGGUGUCGCAGUUCCCUCUGAUAUCUGGACAGCAGUUCAUCACGACAUCGUCGCAAUCUCUGAAGCCUGUUGUAGUUGUUUCCGUUCCACAAACAUCGACUCAAUAAACGUCGUUAGUCAUUAAGGAUAAAUGGGAGACAUUUAAAUUACACAAGGACAUAAACAGUUGCAAAAAGGUAGUGCUGGGAUAAUUGUUUCCUGAAUACGGAUGAAUCAGUUUACAGCAAAUGCGCAGACGGGAACUCAGCUGGCCGAGAAGAUGCAAAAGUACUCGUCAUGCUGAUGUACUUGAUUAGUUGGCGAAGCAUCCAGCUAGCUAACUACGGUGGGUAGAAUAUGGGUUUUGAUUGGCGGUAUGACUGGUCCCAGUGUGAGGACGAGGUGACAUCACGCAUACCGUUGUUGGUAAUGGUACAAAUUCUGCAGUUACUAAUGAUGGAGUGCUUCGUUUUGUCUGCGUGAUCUUACCCAAAGGAUAACAUCACUAAAUCGGGAUCCGGACACAUUUUAGCGAGUGGGCAUAAUACUAACGCUAAAGGUGCUCCUUCACAAUGACUGCAGUAGCAACAGCAGCGGCAGUGGUAGUAAAGCAGCGGGACAUCAGCCGUAUUAUCAAAUGUCAAACGUAUUGAGUAAAUUGAGCUAUACUCGAUCCUAGGAUUCUGUCUACGAUCGACUAGAGCCGGAUUCGGUAUAAGUCAAAAUGCACGAGUUAACGUCCAGUCAGUUACACACAGUAUUCACAGACACUCACAAAAGGCUGUGAUUAUGAAGCAGAUAUUGAAAGUUAGCCCAUCUUACUUAACGAACGAAUGGAGAAGUAGGCUGCCGGCCAUAUUGUACCGCUAUGAAAUGCGUUCAAUCGUCCGUGCUAGUGCGUUUACACUGUCGCAUAUGUAAGCUUAUCUUACUGACAUUAUGAAUAUACACAGAGAAGAGACAGUGUAGAUUGUUGUAACAGUAGUGUGUUUCUCAGCAAGGUUAGCUAUAAAAGUCUGGUACAAGCAAAACUCGAAACUCAAAUCUCAUAAAAGCCAAUGAUGAUAAACGAAAUGAUUUUGUGAGGAACGUUAGCAGAGCAAACGUCCAUAUCUAGUCAGCGCCGACGAAUGGACGGGGUUACCUCAAUACCCUGGCUAAAGCAAUAGACGAAACUACAAGAACAAUUUAAGGUAGGGCUUAUCCAGAUUUGAGGGUUAUACUUGUUGAAUAUAUGAGCAAAGUGUGCAAACUUAGCUGGCCUGAAAUGAAAUCGUCAUUUGUCAGAUCGAGUUGCAGUCAGGUCACAACAGAAUCAAUCUCUCCGGGAGUUGGUCGCGUGACGAGAUUACACUCCGUUAAAAAGGCAAAGAAAUCUAGGCGUUACAUGAUCACGACUAAAGGGAGGCGAUGCACCGGUGGAAUUUACCGAACGGAAUUUCUUCAUGCGCGAUUUCCUCGCUGCUAUCGUCGUGUCACUAUAUAUAUAUAUAUAUAUAUAUAAGUCUAAGUGACAUAAUUGGAAAACAUGUGCAUAAAUGUAAUCGAGAGAACUAGGCGUGGAUUACGUACUAUAUAUACAAUGAAGAACACUAACCAACAAACGAACGUUGCUAACCACCUUCAUCUUUUGUGUUAAUUGUUUACUUCCUGUCUCUCUAA
This is a messenger RNA of Varroa destructor (honeybee mite), 7787 nucleotides long. RefSeq lists its product as uncharacterized. Gene Ontology annotation, biological process: regulation of transcription by RNA polymerase II. Lineage: Eukaryota; Metazoa; Arthropoda; Arachnida; Mesostigmata; Varroidae. The record is from RefSeq and is a predicted model, not a curated record. Gene Ontology annotation, molecular function: protein dimerization activity; RNA polymerase II cis-regulatory region sequence-specific DNA binding; DNA-binding transcription factor activity, RNA polymerase II-specific.